AUGAAUCAAGAAACAGCAACAACAACACCCCUAUCACAGCUCCCCACCACCAAAAAGCCCACCCGCCAUGAAAAAGGCAGCAAAAAACCACUCCAGAAAUCCUGCAACCCACUUCAAAUCGGCAUCCAAGACUUUGUGACAAACAACAUCCCCCCAGAAACACUUUCCCAAUAUGGCCUCUCACCAGAGACCCUACAAUCAAGUCUCCCAAAACGCUUCACAGUCUAUGAGCCCAUGCUCCUCCUCCCCGUGAAUGCCUUCAGCAGCCCUUCAGCCUGGGGCGCCCUGUACCAAUCUCUAACAGCCCCGCAGCAACAGGCCCUCUACGCCUCGCUCGUGAAGGCCUUCAGCCGCAUGGGCGUAACGCACAUUGCCAUCAACGCGCCCAUUGCGCUAACAGACACACAAGGCCACGAGAACCGCAUGCGCAGUCCCGCGGGCCUUAUCCCGCUGUACGGCGACUUUGGACCUCCUCCUGCUGCUGCUGUUAGUACUGCUUCUUCUUCUGUUUUCGCUGGCGAAGAGGGCCAACCGAGCGACGAGGACCUGGAACGGGCAUUCUGGGUGCGCACGAUGCAGAACCAUGGGAUUGUGCAGGUCUGGGCGCCGCUUUAUACGAUGUUCUCGCGCGGGAACAUUACUGAGAAAGCGCGGGUUUUGGGCCAUGGGGCGGCGCCGUUUGAGGGACUGGAAGUGGGCGAGUUGGGCGGGCAGGCUCUUUCAGAUGUGGGCGUUGUUGAUAUGUAUGCUGGGAUUGGGUAUUUUGUGUUUUCGUAUUUAAAACGGGGGGUGAGGCGGGUUUGGGGGUGGGAAAUCAAUGGGUGGUCGGUUGAGGGGCUUCGACGAGGGUGUGAGGAGAAUGGCUGGGGGUGUAGGGUUGUUAGAGUCCGCGAGGAUGGAGGGUUGAGUGAGAGUUUGCUGGACUUGGUGGGCAGCUUGAAGGAUACAGAUCGUGUGGUCCUCUUUCAUGGAGACAAUCGGUUUGCGGCGGAUAUUUUGGGGGAGAUUCGUGGUGUGAUGGAAGGGAAGGAGAAAUGGAAUCGCAUUCGUCAUGUUAACUUAGGGCUUCUUCCGACGUCUGUGGAUGCAUGGGGGAAUGCGUGCAGGAUGAUUGAUGCGGAGUUGGGCGGUUGGGUCCAUAUGCAUGAGAAUGUGGACGUCCGCGAGAUCAAGCAGAAGAAAGGGGAUUUCACUCUGGAGAUUGGGAGGUUGCGGGCUAAAGCUCUUAGGAUGCAGGAUCCUGCUGUUGCUUUGGCCGAAUGUCGACAUGUCGAACAGGUCAAGACUUAUGCACCAGGGGUUAUGCAUUGCGUCUAUGAUAUGAAGCUGCUGGCUUGCAAUAGUGGCGGCGAAGGCAGUGUAUACAUAGCCAGAGAUCACCAAACCGGCAAAGAACUAGCCAUAAAGCUCUAUCAUGAGCCAGCAGGCUACAGAUCGUAUCAUCGUGAGGUCAGUGGGUAUCGCUACCUGGCCGGACUCAUGGGAGUCCCGAAGUUCUACUGGGCAGGACAAGAUCAACGAUACCAUGCCACAGCCAUUGAACUCCUGGGGCCCAGCCUGGGCCAUUUGUGGCGCGACUGUGGGCGCAGGUUCUCCCUGAAGACUGUACUCUUACUAGCAGAUCAGUUGAUAUGUCGGUUUCAGGAGCUUCACUCGAGAAACUGUGUCCAUCGUGAUAUUAAGCCAGAAAACCUUCUUAUAGGAGUUGGGAGGAAGGCGAACAGGGUCUAUGUGGCGGAUUUAGGCUUAGUCAAGAGGUAUAGUGCACUGAGCGACCAUCAGAUUUUGAAGAGGGAGCGUCAAGAUAGGCGUGAAUGCCAAAGGAAUCCAGGGGUUGGCGUGGGUUUGCAGGGGACAGAGGUAUAUGCAGGUUGGCGGGCGCAUUAUGCGAAGCAACAAUCCCCCCGCGAUGACAUGGAAAGCCUAGGAUAUGUGCUCAUUCGCCUCCUCAACGGCCACCUUCCGUGGGAGAGGUUCUGGGCAGCAACUGGUACAGACUUGGAGAGACAAAUAGCCGUGGCUGAGAUGAAGCGCAAUAUACGGGUCGAAAAGCUUUGCAAAGGCCUGCCGCCUGCGUUCAAUCUAUACUUCCUGCAUGUCUUUUUGAAGGCGACGCCUGACUACGCCUAUCUGCGUGAGAUUUUCCGUAGACUGUUUCGGCGUGAAGGGUUCAGAGAUGACCAGAUAUAUGACUGGACAUUCAAACAGGAGGCGGAGCUUCUACGGCAGCAUUGCAAUAAUAGGCUCAAGGAAAGAGUGAAACAGUUCCUAUAA
Molecule: messenger RNA, 2274 nt
Organism: Aspergillus pseudotamarii
Lineage: Eukaryota; Fungi; Ascomycota; Eurotiomycetes; Eurotiales; Aspergillaceae
Product: tRNA(Phe) (4-demethylwyosine(37)-C(7)) aminocarboxypropyltransferase
Exons: 4
Coding region: 1-2274 (757 amino acids)
Biological process (GO): peptidyl-serine phosphorylation; endocytosis; signal transduction
Cellular component (GO): cytoplasm; nucleus
Molecular function (GO): protein serine/threonine kinase activity; ATP binding
Source: RefSeq, a predicted model, not a curated record